AUGGUGGUCAUUGUCGACUUGGAGAACGAGGAAGUUGCCCAGACAUUCCACGAGCACAACGCGCAUCUUCUUCCACAUGGCGUCGCGCCGUCUGGAAAGCCAGACGACUACCACGGCCCAUCUCCGCCAAUCGAGAGGUUUUUCUGUAGGAACGUCGUAACUCGCGCAUUUGGACAGUAUCCCAUAGUCAAGUCCGUCGUCCAACACAUCGACCUCAACACCCUCGAUAGUCUCGCCCGAACGUCGUAUCUCAUCCACCAAAGCCUCAUACAGUGCCGGUCUAGCUUGCUCCGUGCAACCCUCCGCUGCGUUAACGACGAUAUCCCCGUCGACCCGGACUCAACACUGCAAUACCGUGCCCGUGCUGGUUAUCAUUACUUCGGCCAGGGCUCCGUCAUCUUAUCCGGGAAUGAUAUUCAGGGCCGGGCCCCUUACAACGGCAAGAGUGGACAAUGUGCUCGAGACCUGGUGAAUGAGUGUCGGAAAUGCGAUGUCCCAGUUUGCAGAAACUGCACUAUCAAACGCCCGAGUCAAAGUAGCUUGAUCGACCGACAUCGAAGACUGUGUCAGACUUGCGCCGAUGCGCCCUUAUCGUCUCUGCUCAACCUACCCACAGACCCAACCAGCCCGCUUUCAUCCGACCUAAUCCAGCGCGAGCUCUGCCAGUGUGAUCAGAAGGUUGGUGUCUGGCUUUGCCAGCCCUGCGGUCGGGGUAUCCGUACCUCUGACUCCGAUUACAGUCGAAUCUGGCGUUGGCGCAAUCAGUACGGCGAAGUUCUCGGAGGGCUCGGUACCGGUAUCGGCGAAGGUGACCGCGGCGUCAUCUGUGGCCGGGAAGGGCAUUGUCUUGCGGCCAAGGAAGUCGAGCAAGAAACGGACUGUGAUGCCGCCGAUGCCCGCGAAGGUUCUCCCUUAAGCAUGGCGUCGUCCUCAGACAACGCUCCCGCCUGGCCAGCGACAUCCCUCUAUUAUCUCAGCGGCGGCGGGAAUGCCAACGGGGUCCACUCGCACCUGGUCGAUGAACGGCGGACGCCGUCGCCUAUGCAGCUCGGUCCGGGGUACGAGCGACACGAGAUUGUCGGCAUCGGCGGCGUUGUGAAGAGGAAGCUGGUGCGCCUGGUGCGCGUCGGUGCCUGCGUACCCGAAUGGGAAGACGAACGAUUGCGGUCGGAGUUCUUGCGCCGAAAUCGGUCGGGUCAAGUUCGCAGCUUCUGUGGCUGGUGCUGCCGCGUCAUCCCGGGCAAGUCGGAUCUCGCGCAGAUUGUAUCCACCGGGACGUGA
Molecule: messenger RNA, 1281 nt
Organism: Sodiomyces alkalinus F11
Lineage: Eukaryota; Fungi; Ascomycota; Sordariomycetes; Glomerellales; Plectosphaerellaceae
Exons: 4
Coding region: 1-1281 (426 amino acids)
Source: RefSeq, a predicted model, not a curated record